Messenger RNA from Pteropus alecto (black flying fox), 2831 nucleotides. It is a transcript of the gene SPTLC1, whose product is annotated as serine palmitoyltransferase long chain base subunit 1. Gene Ontology annotation, molecular function: pyridoxal phosphate binding; serine C-palmitoyltransferase activity. Gene Ontology annotation, biological process: ceramide biosynthetic process; sphingosine biosynthetic process. The record is from RefSeq and is a predicted model, not a curated record. Gene Ontology annotation, cellular component: endoplasmic reticulum. Lineage: Eukaryota; Metazoa; Chordata; Mammalia; Chiroptera; Pteropodidae. The transcript has 15 exons. The coding region runs from base 82 to 1431 and encodes 449 amino acids.
CGAUGACGUCACUGGGCCGCGCCACGCGCGCUGGAGCGUACCUGCGACCCGCCUUCCGGAAGGAGGCCCCGGCAGCUGACCAUGGCGACUGCGACAGAGCAGUGGGUGCUGGUGGAGAUGGUACAGGCGCUCUAUGAGGCUCCUGCUUACCAUCUUAUCUUGGAAGGAAUUCUGAUACUCUGGAUAAUCAGACUUCUCUUCUCUAAAACUUAUAAAUUACAGGAACGAUCUGAUCUUACAGUCAAGGAAAAGGAAGAAUUGAUAGAAGAGUGGCAACCAGAACCUCUUGUUCCUCCUAUCUCAAAAGACCAUCCAGCUCUCAACUACAACAUUGUUUCAGGCCCUCCAAGCCACAACAUCAUAGUGAAUGGAAAAAAAUGUAUAAACUUUGCCUCAUUUAAUUUUCUUGGAUUGUUGGAUGACCCUAGGGUCAAGGCAGCAGCUUUGGCAUCUCUAAAGAAGUACGGUGUGGGGACUUGUGGACCUAGAGGGUUUUAUGGCACAUUUGAUGUGCACUUGGAUUUGGAAGACCGACUAGCAAAAUUUAUGAAGACAGAAGAAGCCAUUCUCUACUCAUAUGGAUUCGCCACCAUAGCCAGUGCUAUUCCUGCUUACUCUAAGAGAGGGGACAUUAUAUUUGUAGACAGAGCUGCCUGCUUUGCUAUACAGAAAGGAUUACAAGCAUCACGUAGUGACAUUAAGUUAUUUAAGCAUAAUGAUAUGGCUGACCUGGAGCAACUACUAAAAGAACAAGAGAUCGAAGAUCAAAAGAAUCCUCGCAAGGCUCGUGUAACUCGACGUUUUAUUGUAGUCGAAGGGUUAUACAUGAAUACUGGAACUAUUUGUCCUCUUCCAGAAUUGGUGAGGUUAAAAUACAAAUACAAAGCUAGGAUCUUCCUGGAGGAAAGUCUUUCAUUUGGAGUCCUGGGGGAGCAUGGCCGAGGAGUCACCGAACAUUUUGGAAUCAAUAUCGAUGAUAUUGAUCUUAUCAGUGCCAACAUGGAGAAUUCACUUGCUUCUAUUGGGGGUUUUUGCUGUGGCAGGUCUUUCGUAAUUGACCAUCAGCGACUUUCCGGUCAGGGAUACUGCUUUUCAGCUUCAUUACCUCCCCUGUUAGCUGCUGCUGCAAUUGAGGCCCUCAACAUCAUGGAAGAGAAUCCAGGUAUUUUUGCAGUGUUGAAGCAAAAGUGCAAACAAAUUCAUAAAGCUUUACAAGGCAUUUCUGGAUUAAAAGUGGUGGGGGAGGCAGUUUCUCCAGCAUUUCACCUGCAGCUAGCAGAGAGCACUGGAUCAAGAGAAGAGGAUGUUAAACUACUUCAGGAAAUUGUAAAUCAAUGCAUGAACAGAAGCAUCGCUUUAACUCAGGCACGUUACUUGGAAAAAGAAGAGAAGUGCCUCCCUCCUCCAAGGUUGGUGAAUAUUAAACAUUAGGGUUGUGGUCACAGUGGAACAAACAGAAGAAGAACUGGAGAAAGCUGCAUCCACAAUCAAGGAGGUGGCCCAGGCUGUCCUGCUAUAGUCUGUCUCAGGGCCUGGUGGUUGCCCUGCCACACAACAUGUAGACAGGCCUCGGUAUUGUUAGGAAUGAGCGAGCGUUUUACCUGCAUUGUUGCCAGAUGCUGUGGAUGUGGAUUCGGUGUGCGACCUUGAGAAAGAUGCUGGUUAUUUUUACAAAGAAAACACAUCUAAAAGCCCAGGAACUCUUUUUUUGUUUUUAUUUUGAUUUUUUUGUUUGUUUUUUGUAAUGAAAACUAAUGACAGCAUAUAACUGAUAUUUAAACCAUGCUAUUUAGUACUAUUUAAAUGUUUUAUUAUACGAGUAUUUUCUAUUCUUUUUUUUGUUUGUUUUCAUUAUUUAAAAAAUGGAGCUUCAGUUUAUCUUCUCUCCUUCUACUAGUGAAGAUUCUCUAAGCACUCCUUAAGAUUUCAUAGAAAAAUGUCUACAACAUUACAGCUUAGAGGAACACUUCAGCAUAGAUGACACAAAAUAUAUUCUUGAAGAUCUAAUUCAACCACAUCUUUUACAGUCUUCAUCGUGUGAAGCUCAAUGGUGGCUACUAUAUAACGGAACACUUUUUGUGCAAUUAUUAUAAACUUUAUAAUAUAUUUGAAUCCUGGAAAUUUUAUAUACACUAAAUAUUGAUUGCACACAAUUUCUAACAGCUAAUCUUAGCAUCCCUAACCAGAGACUUGUCAUUAUACUUCCUAUGUGAGCAAUAAUUUAAAUCAGAUACUAUCUUAUUUUAAUAUAAUUGACCUUUACAUUUAUUAUGUGUUGACCUCUACUCUGUUUUUAGGAAAGAGGGUUAUUGUGAUGAUCCCAAAUAUAAAUCAUGUCCUCGGUAUUUUAGAAUAUCUUCAGUAUAUUUCUCUUUUGUAUGGUGGGUUUGCCUAGGGACAUAUAACUAGGAUUUUUCUAAGCUAAGGAAAAGAAUUCUUUUCUUUUCAGCUUAUUAAUUCCAAAUAUCUAAAAAAUAAUGUAAAGCACUAUAAAUAAACAUUUUAAGCUGUACUUUAGCGGUUUUUUCUUUAGCAAAUCAUGUUAGGUGGUAUAAAUGUUUGUGAUAUGUGCCACAAGAUGUUGCAUAAAUAUUACACCAUUAUUCCUAUCGUAUUAAAGGUAAAGGAAGAAAAUUGUUUUUAAAAAUGUCAUUUUUAUAAUCUGUGUUCACCAUCUUUUUAAAUAACACAUUUUUUAAUGUUUGGUUUCGAUUUUGCUUGAGAUAUUUCAUAUACGUGCCUUGUGAUCGCUGCUGCUGCUUUAAAGGAUACAGUACUCUGGGAAUGAAUGUUUUAUUUUUAAUGAAAUAAAUCUACAUUCCUGAUAAUGA